Messenger RNA from Ruditapes philippinarum (Manila clam), 7581 nucleotides. Its product is annotated as sushi, von Willebrand factor type A, EGF and pentraxin domain-containing protein 1-like. Lineage: Eukaryota; Metazoa; Mollusca; Bivalvia; Venerida; Veneridae. The transcript is spliced from 38 exons. The coding region runs from base 1 to 6591 and encodes 2196 amino acids. The record is from RefSeq and is a predicted model, not a curated record.
AUGCAAACAAAGUUAAGUCCAUUCCGCAUCACGUGUCCACUGUUAACGGCACCGGAUAGUGGGACUGUUUCCUAUUCUACGAACGGUGCGGUGACGUCAGCGUCCUUUAACUGUAGCUCCGAGUACUCCCUCGCCGGGCCGGACACUAGAGUCUGUCAAAGUGAUGACACGUGGUCGGAUGAAAAUCCCACGUGCACUUGUAUUUUACCACCUGCUCCUGCAAACGGAAGUCUUGUUGCGUCAGUUGAUGGAACGCUGACGUAUUCUUGUGACGUUGGAUUCGUACUUAACGGUGAUCGCACACGGACCUGCCAAUCAAAUUCAAAUACUUGGUCUGGAGUAGAAGCAACAUGCGAUCCCUGCGACGUCAUCCCUAUAACAUCUGGUCUAAGUAUCACUCCAGCCAGCACUGGUACCACUACCAUUUCAUCGUUCACGUGUACGGCUGGUUACACGCUUGUAGGGGCUCCAAACUCCACGUGUUUAUUGGCGGGAACAUGGGAUACUAGCGCACCAACUUGCGUAUCAUGUGACAACAUAACAAACACUGACACGCUGCACUUGGCAAUCACUACGGACGGUUACACGAGCACGGCUACAUUUACAUGUGUCACAGGAUAUCACGUGGUAGGGGCAAGUUCGGCCGUAUGUGAUAAUACUGGUACUUGGGAGACCAUUCCAACAUGUGAAUGUGACGAACAAACAGCAUCCGCUAAUGGAAGUCGAGACGGUAACGGAACAAGUUCCCAGUUCACCUGUAACGUAGGUUACAAUCUUAUAGGUUCAUCUGUAACAGAGUGCUUAGAUGAUGGCACAGGAUGGAGUGCUGAUCCACCUUCCUGUGAUGAUUGUGAGGCUCUCGCAAGUCCUGUUGGCGGUUAUUUUAACUUGUCAACUGAUGGUGAAGUUACAUUGGCAACAUAUUCAUGUAAUGUCGGUUACACCAUGUUAGGGGAACAGCUCUCGUAUUGCCUGAAUGACGGGUCCUGGAAUGGCACAGUGCCAUCUUGUGUGAAAUGCCCAGAUUUGACAAAUCCGGAUAGUGGUACAGUUUCUAUAAAUACAGAUGGCGUCACAAGCACAGCGCAGUACGAAUGCGCACCCGAGUAUGACAUUUCCGGUCAGUCAACAAGCACCUGCCAAACAGACGGUACAUGGACAAACACACAGCCUACAUGUUCCUGUAGCGCGGCAUCUGUACCAGCUAAUGGGACGAUAUUGUCAGAUAACGGGGAGUCCGUAUAUUACCAGUGUGACGUCAACUACAGUAUGAAUGGCUCUAGUUACCGAGACUGUGCCUCUGAUGGGACAGGCUGGAGCGGCAAUGAUCCAAUAUGCGUUCCAUGCGAAGCUCUAAACGUAGUCUCGGGAGGCUCUGUGCAAUCAACAACGGACGGUGUGAACACAAAAGUACAAUAUUCAUGUGACAUUGGUUACAGUAUCAGCGGAAAGAAGGAGAUCACGUGCAACUCUGACGGCACGUGGGAUUCUAGUCAAUCCACGUGCACGCAAUGUGGAGCACUUACAGCACCGAGUGGCGGAAACUUCACUCUAUACAGUGAUGAUAAUACUGUUACAAAGGCCACGUUUAAUUGUGAUGUUGGAUAUACAUUGGAUGGGUAUAGCGACCUCACGUGCCAAAAUACUGGACUAUGGGAUAAUAAUAGCCCACAGUGUGUUCAAUGUAAAGACAGGGAUCAUCCUGCAAGUGGUAAUCUGACUCUUAGUACAGACGGACAAACGACCACCGGUGCUUACACGUGCGCGGACGGUUAUACUUUAUUAGGAAUACAGACUAUAUCUUGUCGGAAAGAUGGAAACUGGAAUUACCCGGCAUCUGAAUGUAAAUGUGAGACACCUGUUGCACCUGUCGAUGGAAGUGUUAAUGCAGAUGGUGAAAUUGUGACAUUUUCUUGUAAUACGCGCUUUACACUGUCCGGUGACAGCACGGGAACGUGUAACAAUGACGGGACUGGAUGGAGUAUAGCAACACCACAGUGCGCUCAGUGCCAAAGUCUUGAUAGUUUUACGAGUGGAAAUGUGAGUUAUACAAGUGAUGGUUCAGCUACCAGAGUAGAAUAUUCAUGUCCCGAGGGUUCAAGUCUUCAAGGGAACCAUAUAGCUAGUUGUAAUUCAAGUGGUUACUGGGAAGCAGAUUUGCCAGAGUGCGUGUCAUGUCCGGCAUUACAACCUGUAUCAGUGAGCACGGGUUCUGUCACACUUGUAACAAACGGCACGACAACAUCAGCUGAGUACAGUUGUCCGCAAGGUUAUGCAGUAAAGGGCUCUCAGACGCUUACUUGUAACUCGGACGGGACAUGGAGCGAUGAGCCAUCUGACUGUGUUUGUGGAACACCAAGUUUACCAGAUGGAGGGAAUUUCACAAUAUCAGAGGACGGAUUGAGCGUCAGUUUCGUAUGUGGGGAAGGUUAUACAAUGGUAGGGCAGCAGACGAUUUCCUGUGGUACAGAUGGCUCCGGAUGGGCACUUGAGUAUCCGAAUUGUACUAAAUGUGAAGACCUAACGUCACCAUACAACGGCAACAUCACUUUGGUGACGACUGGGACUCAGACCACUGCAGUCUAUACAUGCGGAGUUGGAUACACUCUGGACGGAUCGACAGUACCAACUUGCCAAGAAGACGGAACAUGGACAACAGUUGAACAGACAUGCGUGUCAUGUCCAGAUUUACCAAGCCUUGUUGUAGCCGGUGCCUCAGUUACAAUUUCAUCUAACGGUACUACGACUUCAGCUUCUUAUACUUGUCCGACAGGGUACGAGGUCAGUGGAUCGGAAACUCUGACUUGUAACUCAAGUGGAGCGUGGAACAGUGCUCCAUCGACUUGCGUGUGCAAAACACCAGUUAUUGAGGAGGGUAGGAAUUACACAUUAUCCCAGGAUGGCUUGAGUAUAAUUUUCGAUUGCGGCGAAGGAUAUACGAUGAAUGGUGUCCACGAUGUCACAUGUACAAUAGACGGUUCCGGAUGGAAUCUUGAAUUUCCAAAUUGCACAAAAUGUGAAGAUAUAGCGGCUCCUAGCGGAGGUGAUGUGACUUUGGUAACAAAUGGAACACAGACUAUUGCUGUAUACAGUUGUAGUAUUGGCUCGAGUCUUGAUGGUGUACCAACACCUGAAUGUCAAGAAGACGGAACUUGGCUCUCUUCAGAACCAACUUGUGUAAGGUGUCCAAGUCUUCCUGGUGUAUCAAUAAGUACGGGUAACGUGACAAUAGAUACGGAUGGUACAACAACAAAAGCUGUUUACAAUUGUCCACAAGGGUAUGAAGUUAGUGGCUCUCAGGAACUUACCUGCAACACUGAUGGCACUUGGAGUUCGAGCCCUUCAGACUGUGUGUGCUUAACACCGGAUUUAACUGAAGGAGGUAAUGUGAAUAUUUCGGGUGAUGGACUAACUGCAACUUUUACUUGUGAUUCCGGCUAUACAAUGGUAGGGGAACAAACGUUGACGUGUGGAACUGAUGGGUCAGGAUGGAAUAUUGUACAGCCAAAUUGUACUAAGUGUGAAGAUCUUUCUUCGCUAUCUGGUGGUAAUUUGGCUCUUGUUACUAGUGGAACUCAAACCUCUGCUAUAUAUUCAUGUGGUAUUGGCUACUCUCUCUCUGGAGAACCAACUUUACAAUGCGGGCAAGAUGGUACUUGGUCACAUCAGCAAAGUGUUUGUGAAAGCUGUCCAGAAGUUGUGAAUAUAACAAGUGGCAGCUCGAAUCUUACAACAGACGGACAGACAACCAAAGUUGUUUACACAUGCGCAUCCGAGUAUGAAAUGGAAGGAAAUGCGAUUUUAUCGUGCUUAACAAACAGAACCUGGGAUAACGACCCGCCCUUAUGCUUCUGCGUGGCUCCAUCUUCGCCUUUAUUUGGGUCAGUGACGUCUAAUAAAACGACAGCAGUAUACAGUUGUGAUGAAGGAUACAUAAUGAAAGGGGUGCCGAUAAGGACUUGUCAAGACAAUGGUCAAGGAUGGACGGAAUCCGCUCCUUCUUGCACAACUUGUGACGCGCUUUCGGAUCCACCAGAUGGCUCCGUUAACUUAACAUCAAAUGGAACAGUUACGAUUGCAACAUUUAGUUGUGACGUUGGUUUUUCAAUGAAUGGGACACAGACAAUGAUCUGCCUGGAGGAUGGUUCCUGGUCUGAACUGGCUCCAAAUUGUGUUUCAUGUCCCACCCUGACUCCGCCUACAAGUGGCUCAUUGGUUAUAUCUAGUAAUAAUAUCCAAACAUCGGCCAAUUACACAUGCAGCACGGGUUAUUAUAUUGUUGGCGAAGAUCUGUUGGUUUGUUCUUCGGAUGGAGUUUGGAAUGCUGAUGAACCAUUCUGUGCAUGCGAUAACGUGACUUCACCGGACAAUGGUAAUGUUAACAUUUUUAUUGAAAAUGGAACAGCGACGUACACAUGUGACGUAGGAUACUCUAUCGAUGGAAUUGCUACAAGAUCCUGUGCAACCGAUGGAUCUGGAAUGAGCGGCACACAACCGUUGUGUGUCGGGUGCCCGACCGUAAACGCUACAACGGAUGGUAAUUUUGAAGUGGUAUCAGACGGAACUGUAUCUUCAGUUAAUUUCCAAUGUGAUGAAGGAGCGACAAUCGAUGGACCAGUCUCCCUUACAUGUCAGAGUGACGGGACUUGGACAUCUGUCCAACCGACGUGCGUCUCGUGCCCAGACCUAGAAACGCCAUCAAGCGGUAAGCUUGAUCUAGAAACAAAUGGUCAGGUGUCAACAGUGACUUACACCUGCGCAGACAACUACCAAGUGUACGGAGACGCUACUCAGCAAUGUCAGACGGACGGCACGUGGUCUGGAUCAAACACAACAUGUGUAUGUACAGCCCCUGCGUCUCCAGCAAAUGGAACGGUCAGGCUCGAAGAUAACAAGCUAGUUGCCGUGUAUACAUGCGACCUUUAUUUCAGCCUGGAGGGGAACAGGAAAAGGACUUGCCAAACUGACGGUUCAGGAUGGACAGGAUCCGAUCCUUCCUGUGUACAGUGCGAGGCCCUUUUAUUCCCAGCAAAUGGCAGUAUCUCAACCGGUUCCAAUGGAACGCAUACUGUGUCAACAUUCACAUGUUCCCUAGGAACAUCAAUGCAAGGGGAGGCAAUCAGUGUUUGCCUACAGGACGCCACGUGGUCUUCUACGGAACCAGCUUGUGUGACUUGUCCGAAUGUGUUGGAUCCAAAUAGUGGCAAUGUGACUCUUUCUUCUGACGGAACAAGAACAACUGCCGUGUACGCAUGCGCAAGCGGAUAUUACAUCAGCGAUCAAAACAUGACGACUUGCCUUCCAGAUGGAAGUUGGUCAGACUCUGAUCCAGAGUGUUUGUGUGAAGAGCCGACUGGCAUUGCCAAUGGAACCGUGACGAGUAAUGGAAAGAACGCGCAAUUUCAAUGUAAUAGCGGCUACAGUUUAUCCGGUAAUUCUGCUUUAACUUGUAAUAGUGAUGCUACAGGUUGGAGUGGUCAAGUCCCUAUAUGCAUUAAAUGCAACGAUUUAGCUGCCCCAAGUGGUGGAGGAAUUGACUUUACAUCUAAUGGUACCGCCACAACAGCAGGUUUUAAAUGCGAGGAAGGUUCGUCACUAAAUGGUAGCACAAGCGUGACGUGUCAGGUAGAUGGAAGCUGGAAUGGUACAACGCCAUCUUGCGUAACAUGCAAAGACCUAGUCACUCCUGAGAAUGGUGUAUACCAGUUUUCGACAGAUGGGACUACAACGACAGGACAAUUACAAUGCAACGACGGAUACGAAGCUUCGGGGACAACUGAAAUUUAUUGUGGCAGUGACGGAGAGUGGAGAUAUAAUCAGCGAAGUACUUGCGAUAAAGUGGACGAUCAGGGUUCUUUGUUGGAUGUUUUGAUUGGGGUCAGCGUAGCGUCUCUGGUCAUCAUAGCAACGUUGGCAAUAUUUCUCACUGUAUUUGUUUAUCUGUAUCUGAAGCAGAAGAGAAACGGUAGAUACGCCACUACCAAUGUUUCAUUUUUCGAUAAAACGGCUGAAGAUGUAUUUGAUUUGAAACCUGUGAAAAUGAGAAAAUCCGCUGCUCCAGUAAAUCACCAACAUUCUGCCUUUGACAUAAGCGGUCCAUUCUCUACAAGCCCCGCCCCAGAAGGAUUUACCGGAAACGGUGCUCUUCCAGAAUCUCCACUUCCGGUAGAAACACAUCGAAGCGGAAGUAGUAUAAUUAGUUUUAGAAGAAGCGCCACCACGCUAACAAAUAAGAACUACCCUGCUGUAAAUGCUAUAUCAAUAGCCGAGGUACAACAAGGAAAAUCCACGCCCACGAUCUUUUCAAAGAACACAAACGGACACUUAAAACCAGAAGUUUCACCGCCAGAGAUGAAAGUUCCAAAAUUACCGCUAAAUAAAUUAUCACCAAUUCCUAACCAUAAGCAAAGAAUAGGGAGACUUGAAUCAGCGUCUCCGCAAAUUAAAAAAGUGAUAAAGGAAUCUAAACUUGAAAGCGUUGGCAGGGUGUCACCGGUCGAAGGGCGUCCUCAAAGUGUGAUGAGCCACGCCCUCAGUGUGGCAAGUUAUGAUUCCAAAUCAUUGGACAGUUUUUCAACAGUUGCAGAUUGAUCAUGAAGAUUAAAAGGAGAACGGUAUUUUAAAAGUGUCAAAAACUUUAAAGCUUUCUUUUUUAUAAUGUUACUGCUUAUUGUAGGAAACAACCAUUUUUUUGUUAUGUUUUAAAUUUCACGAACUAGGAAAGUUUUUUAGAUUUGUAUACAUGUACGUGUGCAUAAUGUUAAGUAGGAGGUUCGAUAACUGAAAAUUAAGCAUUGACACUGUACCUGUAAAUUAAAAGUGAAAAAGGUGGUUAAAGAUAUACGUAGCUCAAAUGUGAUAUCAGAAGUAUUAAUAAUUGCUACACAGUCUGUUUGUGAAUAUAAAAUAAACAUGCUUUGACUUCAUGCACAGUAGAUACGUUAUAUUAAACACUCUACACAUUAUAGGCCGUCACAAUAUGAAUAUGUAGUGUCGUUAAAAAACUGGCAGUUUUUUAAGAAAAAAAACAACUUGACUUGAUAACAGAGAACGUGACUUCCAAUGCAUAGUUUAUUCAUUUUUUAUUCAAGUUAGACAUAUUCAGUAAGAAUUUCAUAGGUUUUAAUAAAGUUCUUCGAUUAAGAUAUUUUACCAAAGAUGAGCAUAGUAUAUUAGUUUAUUCUGUUAAAUUAUUGUAAUUGCAAAGUACUUGUUCUGUGUCUUUAAUUCGAAACCGUUUUUGCUAAUAUGAUAAAAUAUAAGCAAAUGCUCGUGCAUUCAACUCUCUGUGUAAUUCUCAAAAGCCUUUUGCAAAACUGUAUUCUUAAACAUGCUAUUUGGACCCGUAUCGAAGUUUGUAGUAGAGCACUUGCUCUCUUUCUAGAUAACAUUUAAGCAAGCUUCACGCCCCCCAUCUUUUGUUGGGGGUGGGGCGGUACGUCAUUGAAUGCCGCCGUUCCUUGUUGGUCUUUUUUUCUAAUAUUUGACACUUAUAUUUGUGUUAGACAAUAUGUUGAUACAUACAAAUGAGAUAUUUUGAAAAUAGUUUGUUAUUAUAAUAAAGAAUUGUGCUGUUGUUUC